Pocillopora verrucosa is the source of this 489-nucleotide messenger RNA. NCBI's taxonomy places the organism in Eukaryota, Metazoa, Cnidaria, Anthozoa, Scleractinia, Pocilloporidae. The record is from RefSeq and is a predicted model, not a curated record.
AUGGCCAGAAUGGACUAUGUUAAAGCAUCCAUCACCUCUGUCUAUGGAAGAAUAUUGAAAAUGGACUCUACGAAGAAAAUUGUGAGAAAACUUGCAGGAGGUAGUGCUGGUACUGCUUCCUGGGCCACUAAUGUCGGAAAUGAAAUUGGACAAGUGCUCACGUCAGUGAUGACUGUCAAUGAAGGAACUGGGUUGGAAAACAUGGCAAAUGGACUAAUGAGAAGAUAUUCUUUAGCUGGUGUCUCACCUCCUGAGGUCCUUUAUGUUGACAGAGAUUGUUGUUCCACUGGCAAGGCUAAGAAGCUAUUCUCACUCUGGGACAAUUUAGUGAUCCGCCUUGAUAUUUGGCACUUUAUGAGAAGAAUUGCUGCUGGAUGUAACGCAGAGGCCCAUCCACUCUAUAUUUGUUUUUGUCGGUCGUCUAUCACAAUGCAUCUUCCAAUGGAGCAAAGAAGAUCUGGAUUUAUUGAAGUCUGCCAAAAGAGGUGA